Messenger RNA from Scophthalmus maximus (turbot), 3890 nucleotides. RefSeq names its product kelch-like protein 33. The transcript has 4 exons. The coding region runs from base 303 to 3383 and encodes 1026 amino acids. Lineage: Eukaryota; Metazoa; Chordata; Actinopteri; Pleuronectiformes; Scophthalmidae. The record is from RefSeq and is a predicted model, not a curated record. Gene Ontology annotation, molecular function: protein binding.
AACUCCUGUCACUCAAACAUUCAUACAUGAGAAAGGGAGGGUGGGAGGCAGAAGAGAAUCAGACGACACAGCUGAUGUCUGCAGACAGGAUGAGAGGUCAGACCGCUAGCAACAAUAACAGAAACAACCAACAGUUGAUCGUCAUUGGACACAGAUUAUUUCCUCUCUGUGAUCAUACACAGAAAAGUAAGUGACCUACAAUCUCUUGGCGUUCAAGAGGUGUUAAUGUGAUGCGUGUUUAGAAAAGGCGGGAUUCCAGAGAUCAGUACAGAUUAACGUUAUACAGUACAGUAGCCAACAGUAUGGCAGUAGGCAACCCAUGCCUCCAGAAGGGGUGGGAGGAAUGGAAGAAGGCUAAGGGGGAGAACCAGAGGAGGACAUGUUGGGUGAAGCUGGAUGUGAAUGAAGAGGAAGGAGGAGAGGAGGAGGAUUGGGAGGGAAAGAAGGAGGACUCAGACGGUGAGAAAGAGGAAGUGAGAGAAGAGGAUCGAAAUGGAGCAGGUAGGAAGAGAAAAGAGGAAUGGAGUGAACAUGAGGGAGAAGGAGAGAGAAGGGUGACGAGGGAGGAAAGGGUGAAUGAAGAGAGAAAGGUGAAGGGAUUACAGGACACAGAGGAAGAAGAAGCAGAAAAUGAGGGAGAUAUUAAGGAUGUCAAGGAAGAGAGGGAGGUGAAGGAAGCAGAAGAAAUUGAGGAAGAAAAUGAAAUGGGAGGAAUUGGGAAUGGGAGGCAGGUUCGGAGAGACAGGGGGGCAAUGGAAGCAGAGCAAUGGGAAGAAGAGAUAGAGAUUAAGAUGGACAAGGAGGUGGAGGAGGAAGAUAAUGGGAACGACAAGCUCGGAGCGCAGUUUAGAGAUCACGUGAUCGGGAGUAGAACUGAAGAAGAGCGUGUUCAACAACACCAAGACAGGACAGCUCAAAAAGAUGAAACAAUACAAGAAGAGGAGAACUUUUCAGAUUCAGUCAAAUCUGCUCAUGAAGAUUCUCACUGGGUGAAAUUAAAUCAUGGACAAAGUUCAACGAGUGAGAAACUGAGAGAUAAGGCAGGAACAGUGACGGGAUCUUGGACAAUGCACGAAGAAGAGUUUCAGGUCUGUGAAGACAAGCGUCAAGAGGAAGAGGGAGACUCAACGGAUGAUGAGGACGCCGAACAUUUAUCGAAUGAAGACGUGGAUUGUAAUGAGGAAGAUGUGGUGAAGAUUUUCCGCAAAGAUGAUUAUCCUUCUGAUGUAUUCUGCACUUUGACAGAGUUCAGGGCCUCUUCCCUUCUCACUGACCUACAUUUGAGCACAGAGGACGGUGAGAGUUUCAACGUGCACUUCCCCGUCCUGGCUGCCGUCAGCUCCCUCAUCCGGGAACAUUUUAGCAGAAGCCAUAAAGAAAACGGGAGAGUUGAUGAAAGACAACAUGACGAUAUGAUGAGUGUUGGAAUCAGCAGGUGGUCGUUGUCUCUGGGCCCCGAAGUUGAUCACGUUGGAUUGGAGGCAAUUGUGGAAUUUGCCUACUCUGGACUUGUAUCUCGUCUGAACAAAGACACCGUGGGUCAGAUAAAGGCUGCAGCUCGAGCACUCGGCGCCACCAGGGUGAUGGAUCUCUGCACCGAGGAAGAGGUUACAAAAGCUGUAGAGCAGAAGAAUGAAAAAAAUAUUUCUGCUUCAGAACAAAUGACGAUCAGUCUCCGGUCUAUCAAACAGUUGUGGAUGGACCAGGUGGGCUGUGACGUCAUUUUGGAAGGUGUUGGAGAAUCACUUCAUGCCCACAGAGUCGUCUUGGCUACAAGUAGCGACUACUUCCGUGGAAUGUUCACCUCGGGGAUGAGGGAAUCCCAUCAGCACUGUGUGACUCUUCCCUCCAUGUUGGCGUCUGAGCUGGAGGUUCUGAUUGGCUGCUCCUACAGCGGAGCACUGCCCCUCAGCUGGAGGUGUGUCUUUGAGAUCACCAGCACCGCUCUUCAGCUCCAAUGUCAACCAGCCCUUACCCUGUGUCUUAACUUCCUGCAAGAAGAAAUGAAUCCCCACUCCUGCCUGGAUGUAGUAUCUUUUGCUGAGGCUUACGAGAUGGUGCAGCUUCUCGAAAUUGCGGACGACUUUGUCCUGCGACAAUUCCAAAAGGUAGCGCGCACCUUAAAGUUCAGGGACCUGCCAGCCAAACAACUCCUGAAGUACCUGAACAGUCUCUCGCUCUGUGUCCCAUCUGAGCUUGUUGUAUUUAAAGCAGUGGUAUCAUGGCUUAGAGCUAAACCCAAGAUAAAGCUUAAUCUUGCCAAGGAAUUAAUGAAAACUAUCCACUUUACCCUGAUGACAUUCAAAGAAUUCAAAGAGGUCCAGUCUUUGAGCAUGUGGUCAGAUCACAGUCUGGUCGAGCUCUACGAAGUGGUUUUUGCGGAUUUCUGGUCCAAUGAGAUUAAACCAGACAGUCAGUGCCGCAUCUACCUGCCAAAGGAGAGUCUGGUCUUGAUCGGAGGUGACCAGAUCUCUGAAGACCUGGGUAGCCGCAGCAUCAGCAGAGAACUCUGGUUUGGGAAUUCCCUGAGGAACCAUACAGGGAUAAAGAAGGCCGUGGAGUGGAGAAGGCUGGGAGAGAUGCCAGAGCAGCCGCGAUUCAGUCACGAGGUGGCGGUGUUCGAAGGACAACUGUAUGUGUUUGGGGGCAAAAAUUAUUAUGGCAUCUGUGACACGUUGAAUUCAGUUUACAGGUAUGAUCCCCACCAGAACAGCUGGGAGAGUCUGGCUGAAAUGCAGCAGAAGAGAUGCCUUUUCUCUGUAGUUGUGCUGGAUGGAAAGAUCUAUGCCAUCGGUGGACACUGUGACGCAGAGGGUAUAGAUAGUGUGGAACGAUACUGCCCCACUGAAAACUCUUGGAGCUUCACCUGGCCCUUGGAUCUGCCCCUGAGUGGGCACGUGGCAAAAGUUUUACAAGGGCAGAUGUUCGUGUCGGGAGGGCUGAACCGCGACUACAGGUGUCUCGCAUCCAUGUUCCUGUACCGCCCAGAAACAGGAAGCACCUAUCUGGCCGACAUGACUGAGCCUCAUGCUCACCACUGCAUGGAGACCCUGGGUGACUUCCUUUACGUAGCGGGUGGGGUCACCACAGACGAUCGCAUGACCCUCGUUGACCAGCUCGCCUGUGAAGUGUACAGUCCAGCGGCGGACACCUGGACUGCGUUCACGUCUCUGCCAGUGCCGCAUGUCGGAGCAGGGAGUGCGGUUCUGGAGGGAAAGUUUUACGUGCUGGGUGGAUACAGCCAGGAAGACGACAGCGACACCAACAUGGUCCAUCGCUACGAUCCCACGACACGGAGGUGGGAGAACAUGGGCAAGAUGCCCGGGCCAAACAACGACAUACGGGCGUCUGUUCUGUGUUUGCCAUCACACGUCCGUUUGUAAGACAUGGUGAAAUACUAUAUGUCCGGUAUUGUUUUAUGAUGCUGAGUUCCAGGUUGCUUAUUUUAUGUUGACAAAAAUUGUAUUUUUGUAAUUUUUUAGAAAUAUUCUUACAUUGUUGGUGACAGAAGGAUAAUUAUAAUAUCGUGUCCAACAAUAACUUGAUAAUUUGAUCAAGGAAAAAUGUAUUCUGCACUUGAUAUGAAUCAAAUCUUUAGGCCAAAUGUAGGAUAUCAAUUAAUUGUAUGUGUUAAAUUCCACUGUGUUGUAAUGAAAUAGUUUAUGUUGUAGUAGUUAUUUCCAUAACAAAAAGCAUUCAAAUAUUUUUAAACUCAAAACUGCAAUAAUCAACUAUGAACACAAGAUGAAGCUGCCCGACUUCUGCUCAUGGUUGCUCUGCUCGGUGUGACAACAGACAGCAUCAGCUGAGAAAAGUGAAACAGACAUUGUAAUGAGUUUAUUGUUUUGCAUUGAUUUUUCUGAAGCUUCGCACUUAAUUUCAAUAAAGUU